This is a messenger RNA of Fraxinus pennsylvanica, 1860 nucleotides long. Lineage: Eukaryota; Viridiplantae; Streptophyta; Magnoliopsida; Lamiales; Oleaceae. The record is from the annotation of a GenBank genome assembly.
AUGCCAGUGAAGAGUGGAAAUGCGUCGAUUAGGGAUCGGACGCAGGAGUUUUUGGCGGUAGUGGAAAGGGUAAGGAAACCAUUUUCCUCGCAAAAUGGGGCAACUAAUAAUGCAACGAUUGCAGAGGAGCCGCCGCCCGAUAUGGCGAUACAGUCGGAAUUCAAUCGUCGGGCGUCGAAAAUUGGAUUCGGGAUUCAUCAGACCUCGCAGAAGCUAUCUAAGCUCGCGAAAUUGGCAAAGAGGACAUCAGUCUUUGAUGACCCUACCAUGGAAAUUCAGGAGCUGACCUCAGUUAUAAAGCAAGAUAUUACUGCACUUAACUCUGCUGUAGUUGACCUCCAGCUUCUUUGCAAUUCAAGAAACGGAAGUGGAAAUAUUUCCAGCGACACCACCACUCAUUCUACUACAGUUGUUGAUGAUUUGAAGAAUCGGUUGAUGAAUGCCACUAAGGAUUUUAAGGAAGUCUUGACCAUGCGGACUGAGAACAUGAAGGUUCAUGAAAACAGAAGGCAGUUAUUUUCUUCUACUGCUUCCCAGAAUCUGACAAAUUCAUUCAUUCGCCAACGACCUUCGGCUGCAAGUACCUCAGCUGCCCCACCUCUUCCAUGGGCUAGAGGGGCACAAUCUUCUUCCCUAGUGUUCUCCAAGAAUCAGGUGGAUGGGGAGAGUCAGCAUCAGCUGCAGCAGCAGCAGCAGGAGGUGGUUCCAUUUCAAGAUGGCUACAUGCAGAGUAGAUCUGACGCUCUUCAGAAUGUCGAAUCAACCAUUCAGGAACUGGGGAAUAUCUUUAAUCAGCUUGCUACCUUGGUUUCUCAGCAAGGAGAGAUUGCCAUCAGGAUCGAUGAGAACAUGGACGAUACACUAUCAAAUGUAGAGGGGGCUCAAGGGGCUCUUCUCAAGAAGGACGAAGGAUCGUUCACGGUGAACAACAGCAAUGUUUUUGCGGUGCUGGAGAGGAGGAGGAAGAAGUCCUACAAAGAGAAGGGCUCCGCAAAGAGCAGUAAGAGUGUGUUAAAAGCUGGGGCUGGGAAAUCAAAAGAACCGGAGGAGGAGAAGCCUCAGGUAUUUUGGGCUCCAGCGCCUUUGACUGUGAAGUCGUGGGCUGACGUGGAUGACGAGGAUGAUGAUGAUUACUAUGCCACCACUGCUCCACCCCAAUCUGCUUGGGGUGUUUCGGAGUUGAGCAAACCUAAAGAGAGUCAGAAACUGGAACCUGUGGAGGAAAGUGAGAGUGAAGAUGAUUUUCUCGAUGAAGGUGAUGGUGACAUGGAAGAAGAGCAUGAUCAUGAACCAGUUGUGGAAGAACAGACUGAGCCAGUAGUGAAGAAGUCUGUAGAUGCUUAUCCAGUGACUAAAGAGGCAGAAAGACAGCUUUCCAAGAAAGAGAGAAGAAAAAAGGAGCUUGCUGAGCUGGAGGCCAUUUUGGCAGAAAUUGGAGUUGCCCCAAAAGAGAGAGCCAUAGAUGAGUCAUCUGAUAUUUCCAGAGAAAAGAAAGAGGGACAUAUGAAUGCAGAUGUAGAAAAGAAGGAUGGUGUCCAUGCAGAAUCCAAGAGUUCAAAGAAGAAGAAAAGGAAGGAUAAAGCUUCAAAAGAGGUGAAGGAAUGCCAGGAUCAGUCCAGCAGCUCAGAUGUUCCUAAUAGACAAGAGGAAACUACUGAAUCCGAACAAGUGAAAGAAGACACAUCUGCUGUCAAUGUGAAGGAGCUAAAGAAGGCGGCAUCUGCUAAGAAGAAGAAAUCUAAUAAGGAGAUGGAUGCUGCUGCCAAAGCUGCUGCCGUGGAGGCUGCUGCAAGGAGUGCAAAACUUGCUGCUGCUAAGAAGAAAGAAAAAAACCAUUACAAUCAGCAGCCAUUACGGUAA